CACUUCGGCACCGCGGAAAGUACAAUGAAUCGGAGGCGGUGAAUCGGCGUGCACUGGAGGGGCGCGAGAAGAUUCUUGGACCAGCCCACCCGGACACCCUAACAAGUGUCAGAAACCUGGCCAGUGUGCUAGAAUCCCAAGGAAAGUACGGUGAAUCGGAGGCAAUGAAUAGGCGUGCACUAGAGGGGU
Tuber aestivum (summer truffle) is the source of this 189-nucleotide messenger RNA. The record is from the annotation of a GenBank genome assembly. NCBI's taxonomy places the organism in Eukaryota, Fungi, Ascomycota, Pezizomycetes, Pezizales, Tuberaceae.